GGGGCGCACGCACACCUAUCCAUCAUCAAUUACCUCCUUACAUCCCAGUCCAUUGAAUCCACUUUAAAAUGAGAGAUGCAUAAACAAAGGCAGAAUCUGUUUGAUUUUCAGAUGAAAUCCUGAGAAACGAACACUGAGAAAGAUGAAAGCCAGGCAGCCUGUCAUCUCAUUGGAUAUUUAGGUGCGUCCCCACCGCAAAGAUCCUUCAUCCGAGCAACUUAGCCAUGGCACAGGCAUUGUAAUGUCUGUGAAUGACACCUGAUAUGGCUGAACGGGCUUACAGCUUUUCAAACAGUGAUUGUUUACCGCGAAUGUUUUAAAAUCAAGUCUGGACGCGGUGCGCGUGCAUUGAAGACGCCGCAAAGGUCUCCAUCAUGCUGAAGGUGCAUUCUGAGAGGUAGCAGUUCAAACGCUUACUUCAAGUCAGGCUCACUUAAUAAUUUCAUCCUUCAGUUCCCAUGAUGGCUCUGAUCUGCCUUUGUGAGUCUUUGAAUGGUUCAGAUCAGGAUUAUGUGCUUUGCAACAGCACUACAUUCAACUUUUCCGGCAAUGAGAGUGGACGCUGUCACCUUCAGACCAUGGAUGAAGUUCUGUUUAGGUUUCUGGGCCCUAGGCGAUCUUCUUUCUUCUUCCCUGUAACUAUUACGUACACCCUCAUCUUCACCACAGGAGUCUUGGGAAACCUCCUCACUUGCACUGUGAUCACUAAAGACAGGAAAAUGCAGACACCCACCAACCUAUAUCUAUUUAGCCUGGCUAUCUCAGACCUGCUGGUGCUGAUCUUCGGGAUGCCACUGGAAAUCUACGAGCUCUGGCAGAACUAUCCCUUCCCCUUUGGCGAAAGCAUUUGCUGCUUCAAGAUCUUCCUAUUUGAGACAGUUUGCUUUGCUUCUGUGCUUAACGUUACAGUGCUGAGCGUGGAACGCUACAUCGCUGUGAUUCACCCACUCAAAACCCGCUACGCAAUUACCAACAAGCACGCUCAAAGGGUCAUCGCUAGUGUUUGGGUUCUUUCCCUGAUCUGCGCCAUCCCAAACACUUCACUUCAUGGCCUGCAGUACCAGUACCUGCCAGAGAAGGUUCUGGAAUCAGCUACCUGCAACCUGCUCAAGCCCAAAUGGAUGUAUAACUUGGUGAUCCAGGUCACAACUCUUCUCUUUUACUUCGUCCCCAUGAUGAUGAUCAGUGUGCUCUAUCUGAUGAUUGGUCUGACACUGGGCAGGGGACAGAAGCAGAGGGAUGACAAUCUGGACAAGAACCAAGACAGCUGGAAAAUCCACCUGGACAGCAGACGGAAGAGGCAGGUCACCAAGAUGCAUUUUGUGGUGGUAUUGGUGUUUGCCAUCUGCUGGGCUCCAUUCCACAUCGACCGACUCUUGUGGAGCUUCAUCACGAGUUGGACUGACCACAUGCAUAAUAUAUUUGAAUAUGUGCACAUAAUCUCAGGAGUGCUCUUUUACCUCAGCACCGCCGUUAACCCCAUCAUCUACAACCUUCUCUCCAGUCGUUUCCGCGAGCGAUUUCAAGCUCUGGUGUGCAGUUGUCUGCCAUCGAGCUCUUCUCGUAAUGACUCAACGCCUUUACAUCAUCCCCAAAGACCCCCCACUGAUCUCCAACGUCCAGGCUAAGAGCAGAAACGUGGGCGUCUCACUUCCUUUUGUCAUUAGCAGUAGCAGGUGGGAACCAGAGAAUGAAUGCUUUCAUGUGAGACAACAUGAUCUGUGAUCUCACAUCUGAAGCCUAGGUUACAUCUCACUAAGAAAAUAAAAAGAAUAAGAUGUGUCAAGUACAAUACUGUGUAAAUAAUAGGCUGUUCCUUAGAAACUACAUAUGAACAGACACAUAUUGGGUUUGGAUUAAUACGGUCUGUCUGGCUUUUUGAAGUUACCUUAAGCUAAUAAUAACCAGUGUAGUUAUAUUGUCCAAAUUAAUUUUUGAAUGAAAAUAAAACACUAUACAGUUCUGCAGAAAGGCCAUGGCAUUCAUGGUCAGUAUUAUAGUUCCUGUGGAUAUUAGUAAAAUAACAAGAGACAACAAGGUCAUUGAUUAAUAAAUAACAAAAUUGAUGCUAUGUGAAACUGUACAUCUGUAUAAUACAUAUGAAGUCUUUAUCAAAUGUUCUGUAUAAUUCAGGGUUACACUUUAUUUACUUUAGACAUUACUAACUAUAAAUAACUAUGAACUACAUGUCAACUAGCACUCAUUAAUUUUCAACAACAUGUUAAAGGGAUAGUUCACCCAAUAAUCUAAAUUACCCCAUAAUUUGUUUACCUUGAAGCCAUCCUAGGUGUGUAUGACUUUCUUUUUUAAGACAAAUCCAAUUGGAGUUAUAUUUAAAAACGUUGUGGCUUUUCCAAAUUUUAUAAUGGAAGUGAAUGGGUGUUAUUUUUCAAUAGUCCAGAAGAAAUCCGAUGAAGCUCAUCCAUCCAUAAUAAAAGUGCCUCACACAGCUAUGUCCAUAUUUAACAUUUUAUAAACAGUAAUCUCUCACUUUCAAUAACUGUCAUACAUGCGUUCACAAUAGAACGCUGUUUUGUUGGAUAACGUAGGGUGUCGGCAUAGCAUAGCAAACUUUUCUUACUUUAGCAGAGAAAAACUAGUCUCGUCUUGGCUUACAACAUAUAAAUCCUCCAACUUUUUUCUGUAUAAAAUUCCAAAGUUUUGUACUUAUAAUUCAUGAUCAGUGUUUUGUUUUGCUCUCUCCUAUGCACUUCCAUGUUCUUAAUUUUUAAUUGAAGCUUACUUUACGCUGACAUCCUGCGUCAUCCUCCUGCAAUAGCAUUCUUUUGUGAACGUGCAGCCCACAAUCAGCCACUUAUCCUAUUGAGCAAAACCCAACACAUUGGUAGGUCUACAAUAUUAGCCUAAUAUCAAUUCACACUCAGACUUAUCGCCCUGUUAGUUGUAGUGGGUGACUUACCAACAAGCUACGGUAUUAAACAAGCUAAGCUAGGUAAACUUAUAGUUGCGCAUAGAAAAAUACAUUGGAUAUCAUAAUAUUUUGUCAUGACAAGUUUAUUAAUGUUCCAGCAUCAUCUGUAUUAAAGAGAAAAAAAUAAAAUAGAAUGAAUGAAUAAAAUAGCAUUGACAGCCUACUUACACAUAACUUCUGAAGAACUUUGUUCUCUCCACUGGACUUGUGUGCAGGGUUGCCAGGUUUUCAAAACAAAGUCCCACCCAAUUGCUACUGAAAACUAGUCCAAAAUUCUGGUAAAAUAUAUAUUACUCAUAUAGUCAGUAGAAUGUCUGUUGGGGGAACAUCAAUAUAAAGUGUUAGCAGGUAUUAAGUAGACAGUCUAUUAAUACUGACUAAUACUGACUGCUAGUUGACAUGUAGUUGCAGUUACUUAUAGUAAGUAGAUUGUCUAAAGUGGACUCAAAAUAAAGUGUUACCUAAUUCAGCUUGUCAUAUUGUAUGUCACGUGUCCAUAGAAACUAACUCUAUCUAUCUAUCUAUCUAUCUAUCUAUCUAUCUAUCUAUCUAUCUAUCUAUCUAUCUAUCUAUCUAUCUAUCUAUCUAUCUAUCUAUCAGCAUGUGGAUGAAUUUCCUGCACAACUAAAUCAAAACUAUAAUAUGGACAAUAUUAAUCUCAAAUGAGCCGUUGGGAAUGAAUUGUACUUUUUGUCAUUUGUAACAUGAAAAGAAGGAAAAAAGCAUAUCGUUCCCUGGAUCUAUUUUCCUCCAGCACUAGAGAGGAGAGGAAGUAAUACUUGUGCCAGAUGGGAGUCAUUGGAAAAAUUCAUCAUGAAAAUAGAACAAUAAGAACUGCAUGGCACAUUAAUCUUUAAAGUUUCAAUUAACUACAGGGGCUUGUCAGGUAAGAAUGAUGUCUGCAUAGUUAAAUGUUGCAAUUAUGAAGUUUUAUUGUUGGUUUAAAAAUGUUUGUGCCAAAAGUGCUUCACUAGAAUUCAUCAUCAUGAGAAUUCGAAUAUUUCUUGUAACUGUGGAUUGUAACUACUAAAUACAUUGGAGAACUGUGGCUU
Carassius auratus (goldfish) is the source of this 3984-nucleotide messenger RNA. It is a transcript of the gene nmur3, whose product is annotated as neuromedin U receptor 3. The record is from RefSeq and is a predicted model, not a curated record. Bases 459 to 1628 code for a protein of 389 amino acids. Gene Ontology annotation, biological process: neuropeptide signaling pathway. NCBI's taxonomy places the organism in Eukaryota, Metazoa, Chordata, Actinopteri, Cypriniformes, Cyprinidae. The transcript is spliced from 3 exons. Gene Ontology annotation, cellular component: plasma membrane. Gene Ontology annotation, molecular function: neuromedin U receptor activity.